AAAAAGCUUUGUGGGAAAGUUUUGAUUCGUUCUGGUCUUAUAUUAAACCGACAUUUUCGGUGCUUUUGCUCUCGUACUGCACCACUUUGUUGUGGAUUUCAUUUUAUUUGUGAUCCAGAUCAAGAUGCAUAAUUCUGGGAAGUUAGCUGGUAAAACCGUAUUUAUCACCGGCGCAUCGCGUGGAAUUGGGAAAGCGAUUGCAUUAAGAGCCGCCAAGGAUAAAGCUAAUGUGGUCAUUGCUGCGAAGUCUGCCACACCAAAUCCUAAACUCGAAGGAACCAUCUUUUCUGCUGCGGAAGAGGUGGAAGCUGCUGGUGGAAGGUGUCUUCCUCUUCAAGUUGAUGUUCGCGAGGAAGCUCAAGUUCAAUCGGCGGUCGAAGAAGCGGUAAAGAAAUUUGGCGGAAUAGACAUACUCGUGAACAAUGCCAGCGCUAUUUCUCUCACGAGUACUCUGGAUACACCGAUGAAGCGAUUCGAUCUGAUGCAGCAGAUCAAUGCUCGUGGGACGUUUCUAACAUCCAAACUGUGCAUUCCGUAUUUGAAGAAGAGUAAAAAUCCUCACAUUCUGAACCUGAGUCCACCCUUGAGUCUGCGACCAGUCUGGUUUGGAAACCAUGUCGCAUACACAAUGGCCAAGUACGGAAUGUCCAUGUGUGUCAUAGGUAUGGCGGAAGAGUUUAAGGAUGAUGGCAUUGCGGUUAAUGGAUUGUGGCCUCGUACCGCCAUUUGGACUGCCGCGAUGAAUAUGCUGGGUGGAGACGAAGCCGCAAAGAGCUGCCGGAAGCCAGAAAUUUGUGCAGAUGCAUUUUACGCUGUCGUUACGAGAAACAGCCGAGAGUACACUGGUCACAUUGUGCUGGAUGAACAUAUACUGCGUGAGAGUGGUGUUUCCAAUUUCGAUGGAUAUGCUAUGGAAAAAGGAGAUCGUUUACUUCUGGACGGAUUUAUCGAUGAUGAUAUUGGAAAGGAUGUCUUACCGGCGCACAGCGGCAUUCGAAACAGAAGUGGCAGAAGCGCUGAAAAUUCUGGAAAUGUCGAAAAGAGUGCCACCGAAACGGAUUCGGUUGCUGUCGUGUUUUCGGAGGUCGAAAUGGUUUUGAAGGCGCAGCCUGAUGUUAAACUCGACGGUGUUUAUGUAUUUGACAUCGAUGGCGAGAAAUGGUUUUUGGAUGGUAAGAAGCGUACCGUGAGUCAAGAGAAUGUGCAGGCUGAUCCUUUGUGUACAAUGAUUAUGAAAAAGGACACCUUUAUGGCCGUAUUUACGGGCCGAAGUGACGCAACAAUGGCGGUGAUGUCGGGGAAGAUCAAGGUGAAAGGAAACCUAGCAGCAGCCAUGAAAUUGGACAAACUAUUUUCCAAAUUCCUUGAGCGCACAAAAUAACGCAACUGGCUUGAUCACAUUGAAAAACUUUGCAUUUAACUCCUGAUUAUUUUCCGUGGUUUAUGUAUUUAGAUUGCUCUCUUGCUUCGCACGAGCACAACAGCACAAUCAUAGAUUAAACUUUGAUAACUGGUACUAUCUUGGUGAUGUUCUAGACGACGUUUUUUGUUUGUCUUCCACGUUUAGUUUGUCAUUCAAACGUGUUUUCGGUAUUGUUGGCUUUUAUCGGUCGUUUCAUGGGGUUUAUAAAAAUUAACUAUGAUUUGCUAUGUGGU
Messenger RNA from Paramacrobiotus metropolitanus, 1656 nucleotides. Its product is annotated as hydroxysteroid dehydrogenase-like protein 2. The record is from RefSeq and is a predicted model, not a curated record. Bases 125 to 1381 code for a protein of 418 amino acids. Gene Ontology annotation, cellular component: mitochondrion. The transcript is spliced from 12 exons. NCBI's taxonomy places the organism in Eukaryota, Metazoa, Tardigrada, Eutardigrada, Parachela, Macrobiotidae.